Molecule: messenger RNA, 411 nt
Organism: Anneissia japonica
Lineage: Eukaryota; Metazoa; Echinodermata; Crinoidea; Comatulida; Comatulidae
Product: cellular retinoic acid-binding protein 2-like
Exons: 1
Coding region: 1-411 (136 amino acids)
Biological process (GO): fatty acid transport
Cellular component (GO): cytosol; nucleus
Molecular function (GO): fatty acid binding
Source: RefSeq, a predicted model, not a curated record
AUGGCAGUAAACUUCACUGGAAAAUAUAAGCUUUGUAAAAGUGACAACUUCGAAGAGUAUAUGCUGAAGAUGGGUGUUAGUGAGAACGUCCGAAAAACGGCCGUGAUAAUGUCUCCAACGUGUGACAUUCAACAAUUUGGCGACAACUUCGUAAUUAGAAUGAAUGUGCCGGUGCUGGGAGUCCAUGAGCAGAAGUUCUCUGUUGGAAAACCUUUUAAUGAUAUUUCACCAACUUGCGAGAAAAGAGUUGUAAUCGUGAGAUGGAUGGGUGACAAGUUGGUAUUCGAAGACGUCGAUGAAAAUGAGAAUAAACCUCAUCGUGUCAUAAGAGAACUUAUGGAUAGCGGUGAUAUGAUUGUGAAAUGCAUAAAGGAUGAGGUUGUUUGUACGCGUAUUUUUAAAAGAAUUUGA